UGGAUCCUGCCGUGUCCAGCGGGCUCCAGCGCAGCUGGCCGGUGCCAGAGCCGCGGCUGUUUGCGAUGCCGCCGCCGUGUUUGCAGUGCACACACCCGCGGUCUGGUUGAGGGGGGCCGAGGGGCCGAGCGUGGUGGCGGUGGCGGUGGGCACGGCAUGGGCACAGCGAGCGCCGUGGCUGCUCUCUGCUGGCAGUGCUGUGCAGGCCCUGCCAUGUCCCUGUCCUUGCAGGGUGCUGCAGCUGUGCCCACGUCCUUCCCCCUCUACCCGCUCACAGCUGCAGCUCACACAGAAGCCUUCUGAACAGCGGCACAGCCCCAAAGCCCUCCCAGCCCUUGCUGUCAGCCCUGCCGCUGGCAGCCCCUUAUUUCCCCACUUUUGCUCAGCGGUGCCACAUCCUUCCCCAGAGCAUGUCCCCAUAUCCUCUUUCCCAGGAGGAGCUGCCAUGGGCUGUGUCACUCCUCCUGCCAUGGGCACAGCAUCCUUGCACAGGCUCAGAUACUGCCACCAGCUCUCCAGGGCUGGCCCUGAUACACCCUCACCAGCGCCUUGCAGGGUGCAGACAGGGCUGGGAACACAAGAACAUCCCUAUCCACCCAGGUCACCUGCAGGAGGCAGGUGGGUCCCCUGGUCCCUGGCCCAGCUGGACAGCUGGACAAGGCAGGACACAACCACACUGGGACCCGUGGGGCUGGCCCUGAUGUUUUGGGAUGCUUGUUUUGGGCUUGGCUCCUGUGUAUUGGUUUGUGGCCAGUUUAAUCCAGCUCACAGCUGUUAUAAGGUGUGGGAUGAGUGGGAUCCCGUGAGUGCUGGAGGGGAGCUCACACUGUGGCUGCCGCUGCCGGCGGCCAUGCGAGCCCACAUGCCCGGGGCGGGUGGCACGGCUCUCCGGGCAGCAGACAGCUGCUCACAGCCCAGACUAGAGUGCAGCAACCCUGAAGCUCCCUCCCAGGCUUUCGGCUGCAGCAUCUUCCCCUCCAGCACGGCCACAGCGGCCCGGCGAACUGGUGCCGCCCUGCAGUGGGAGGAGAGGGGGGACGUCACCUGCCCGCUGCUCUUCAUCCAGCUCAACCAGCUCCUCAGCACCCCGGCAGGGCUGGAGUGGAGGGAGAUGGCCAGGUGGAUCAAGUUCGAGGAGAAGGUGGAGGAUGGCGGGGAGCGCUGGAGUGCACCCCAUGUCCCAGCUCUGCCCCUGCACAGCCUGUUCCAGCUGAGGACAUGCCUGCAGAAGGGGACAAUGCUCCUGGAUCUGGAUGCCACCAGUUUCAAGGAAAUAAUUGACAAAGCACUUUCCGAGCAGCCCGAGGAAGCAGAGCUGCAGCCUGCACUGAGGGAGCGCCUGGCAGCCCUCCUGCUCCUCCAGCCACAGCACCAGCCUACAAAAUCCCUGCUGCAGCUCCUUGCCGAGCUUGGUCUCUCUCCCUGCCGAGGUAGGAAACCCAGCUGUCCCACCAGGUCUGAGCCCAGAACCCAGGUCUCAAAAACGCCUCUUAAGGAGCAGCUCAGAAACAGAUUCAAGAAGAAGGUCCCACCGGGGGCUGAGGCAGCCCACGUUGCUGUCGGGGAAGUUGAAUUCCUGGAAAAGCCCUUCACUGUCUUCAUUCGCCUGAAGCAUGGGGUGUCCCUUGGCUCACUGUCUGAGGUUUCUCUUCCAAGCAGGUUCCUCUUCAUCCUGCUGGGCCCCCCCAGAGUGAAAGCCUACCACGAGGUUGGCAGGGCCAUGGCCACACUGCUGACAGAUGAGCUCUUCCGGAGAGUUGCCUGGCAGGCUGAACACCGAGAGGACCUCAUGUCAGGGAUGGAGGCGUUCCUGGAUGAGCUGAUCGUGCUUCCUCCUGGGAAAUGGGACCCUGGUGCCCGAAUUCCUCCACCAAGCCAUCUGCCAGCUCCACGCAGGAGGACCGCUGUGGACCCACUGGACCAGCAGCCUCAUGGUAAUGGGGACAUGACAGCAGCUGGGGACAGAGCCAGCCCAGGGCACCCACGCUCUGGGGAGGAGCUGGAGAGGACAGGCAGGCUUUUUGGGGGGCUGCUGCGAGACAUCCGGAGGAAGGCACCAUGGUACGGCAGCGACUUCUCCGACGCCCUGCACCCCCAGUGCCUCUCAGCAGUGCUCUACAUCUACCUGGCCACAGUCACCAAUGCCAUCACCUUCGGGGGCAUGCUGGGGGAUGCAACUGCCAACAUGCAGGGGGUGCUGGAGAGCUUCCUGGGCACAGCCUUUGCUGGGUUCAUCUUCUGCCUCUUUUCGGGCCAACCCCUGACCAUCCUGAGCAGCACCGGCCCCGUGCUUGUCUUUGAGCGCCUCCUCUUCUCCUUCAGCCAGGAUCACAGCCUGGACUACCUGGAGUUCCGCCUCUGGAUUGGGCUCUGGGUGGCCUUUUUUGGUGUGGUGCUGGUGGCCACCGAGGCCAGUCACCUGGUGAGGUACUUCACUCGCUUCACCGAGGAAGGCUUCUGUGCACUCAUCAGCCUGAUAUUCAUCUAUGACUCCCUGAAGAAGAUGCUGAGCCUGGCAGAUGCCUUCCCCAUCAACUGGCACUACCGGCUGGACAACGUCACCUCCUACAGCUGCACCUGCAACUUGUCCAGCCCCGGUCACAGCUCAGCAGGGAAUGACACAUCGCUGCCCUCACCCCUGGCCACCUGGCAGCCUCCUGCCACCCCAGCAGGGCUGAGCAGGACCCAGUGCCUGGAUCAAGGUGGGCAUCUCCUGGGCACCAGCUGCCAGUAUGUGCCCGAUGUCACCCUCGUCUCCUUCCUGCUCUUCGGGGGCACCUUCCUCUUCUGCACCGCGCUCAAGCGCUUCAGGAGCAGCCGCUACUUCCCCGUGGGGGUGAGCAUUUUCAGCCACCCCAGUGACAUGGCCACCUGUCCCACUGGUGUGGGGAUGGCUCUGGGUGCUGCAUCUCAAGGCUGCUCCUGGAGCAGCCCCCAGCCCUGCCAGCCUGGGCCAAGCCCUCUCCAUCUGCAGGUGCGGAAGCUGGUGAGCGACUUCGCUGUCAUCCUGGCCAUCCUGGUCUCCUGCGCUGUGGAUGCUCUCCUGGGCCUGGAGACCCCCAAGCUCCUCGUCCCCAGUGAGCUGAAGCCCACAAACCCAGCACGGGGCUGGAUCAUUUUCCCCUUUGGAGCCAACCCAUGGUGGGUGUGCCUGCUGUCUGCAGUGCCUGCUGUCCUUGUCACCAUCCUCAUUUUCAUGGACCAGCAGAUCACAGCUGUCAUUCUUAACCGCAGGGAGUACAAGCUGCAGAAAGGAGCAGGCUUCCACCUGGACCUCCUCUGCGUCUCCCUCCUGAUGGUUGUCACCUCUGUCACCGGCCUUCCCUGGUAUGUCUCAGCCACUGUCAUCUCCCUGGCACACAUGGACAGCCUGAGGAAGGAGAGUGCAACCUCAGCCCCCGGAGAGCACCCGGAGUUCCUGGGCAUCAGGGAGCAGAGGCUGACAGGCCUGGCUGUCUUCAUCCUGAUGGGAGUCUCUGUCUUCAUGGCCCCUGUGCUCAAGCACAUCCCAAUGCCGGUGCUGUACGGGGUGUUCCUGCACAUGGGGGUGACGGCCCUGAACAGCAUCCAGCUCAUGGACCGUGUGCGGCUGCUCCUGAUGCCAGCCAAGCACCAGCCAGACCUUGCCCACCUGCGCCACGUGCCCCUGCGCCGGGUUCACCUCUUCACCGUCAUCCAGCUGCUCUGCCUGGCCCUGCUCUGGCUUCUCAAGUCCACCGUGGCAGCUAUUAUUUUCCCAGUGAUGCUGCUGGCGCUGGUGGGGAUCCGGAAGGGGCUGGAGCGCAUCUUCUCCCCGCACGACCUGAGCUGGCUGGACGGGCCCCUGCCCGGGUCGGGGACGGCGAGGACACACUCGCGGGAGCGGCCGGAGCAGGGGGGCGCAGCCGAGGAGUGCGAGCCGAUGCAGCGCCCGGGACCGCAGAUCAACCUGUCCGUGAACUAG
Serinus canaria (Common canary) is the source of this 3943-nucleotide messenger RNA. RefSeq names its product solute carrier family 4 member 9 (gene SLC4A9). NCBI's taxonomy places the organism in Eukaryota, Metazoa, Chordata, Aves, Passeriformes, Fringillidae. Gene Ontology annotation, cellular component: basolateral plasma membrane; plasma membrane. The record is from RefSeq and is a predicted model, not a curated record. The transcript has 20 exons. The coding region runs from base 446 to 3943 and encodes 1165 amino acids. Gene Ontology annotation, biological process: monoatomic anion transport; bicarbonate transport; regulation of intracellular pH. Gene Ontology annotation, molecular function: monoatomic anion transmembrane transporter activity; sodium:bicarbonate symporter activity; solute:inorganic anion antiporter activity.